Messenger RNA from Capsella rubella, 1140 nucleotides. RefSeq names its product putative F-box only protein 15. The record is from RefSeq and is a predicted model, not a curated record. Bases 1 to 1140 code for a protein of 379 amino acids. The transcript has a single exon. NCBI's taxonomy places the organism in Eukaryota, Viridiplantae, Streptophyta, Magnoliopsida, Brassicales, Brassicaceae. Gene Ontology annotation, molecular function: protein binding.
AUGUCUUCCUCGAAGCGUCUGUCACGGUGGUUGCCACAUGAGUUGAUAGAAGAAAUACUAAUCAGGACUCAUGUUAAGUCUUUGCACCGAUUCAAGUCGACGUGCAAGCAAUGGUACGAUCUCAUCAGCGACAAGAGAUUCAUGUACGACCACUUGGAUCGCUCUCCGCAACGUUUGAUAAGAAUCGACAAUCAUCAGACGGUUCAAAUCAUAGAUCCGGUGACCGGAAUAAUCUCAGAUUCACCAGUCCCAGACAUGUUUCGCUCUCCAUAUUCGAUUGCGUUUAUGGUUCACUGUGAUGGACUAAUGCUGUGUAUGUGUUAUCAAACGGGUAUCCAUCUUGGAGUUUGGAAUCCAGUAACGAGGAAAAUCAAAUGGGUCGAACCGUUGGAUUCUUACACUGACACUGAUUACUUUGGGAUUGGAUAUGGAAAUACGUGUCGUGAUAACUACAAGAUCUUGAGGUUAUCUGGUCCUUUGUCUUUUGAAGAUCCAGCACAGUAUGAGAUAUAUGAAUUCAAGUCUGAUUCGUGGAGAACUCUUGAUGCUUCUAAGUUCAUCUAUUUUGUUGUAGAUACUCAGGGCAGAGGUAUGUCAGUGAAGGGUAAUAUGUAUUGGAUUGCUGAAAAUGAAAACAGGCAAUACUGUAUUCUAAGUUUUGAUUUCUCCAUGGAAACGUUCAAGAACGUAUGUGUUUGUCCUCCUUUGCGGGGUAACAGACCAUUAGGUUGUUUCAGUGGAGAUAGACUCUCUUUAUUACUACAACAUGUACAACCUGAUGAUUUUGAAGUACCAACUGAUAUUGAGGUGUGGGUGACAAACAAGCUGAGUGAUGGAGUUGUUUCGUUUACUAAAUAUUUUAAUGUCACUAGCCCUCAUCUUCCCUUGUUACUGUCACAUACUGACAUGGCUCGUCCGGGAUACGCCAUUGGAAAUCACAAAAAUAUCAUGGCAUGGUGCGAUAUAUAUCUAGAAGAAGAUGGUGAGUGGUAUACUUGCAUCACUCUUUACCAUAUUGAUCAAGGUGGGAUCAGAAAACAAAUUGAGACAGGACGAUACGCCGAUGUGUCGACACGGUACUAUGACCAGUUUAUUUGUAGCUAUGUGUAUGUUCCAAGUUCCGUUAGUGUUCCAGAAUAA